UUAUUCAAAAUAAAACGGAAAUUUAUGAAAAAAAACGCAUUUUAUCAGAAGAACACUUUUACUUUCUUUUCUGUCACUGACAGAUCAGAUUUUGCCACACCCAAAAUGGCGUCUUUCAAGAGGUCGCAACCGGGAAGUAGUGUUGCAUGAAAAUAUGUCCCCCUCUGACCAGUGACAAUUCUUAACGUUCCGGUCAUCGUACAUCUGUUUUUAUUGGUGAUCAAUCCGAGCAGAGCACCGCAGUGCUGCUACAGUCAACCUCAGUAACAGUCCUCGAGUUCAGGCACUAAUGACAGUGUCAACAUACUGAGCCUAAUCAUGGAGGAAGCAGUGCCUUUUAGCAUCGUGUCCACCGUCAAAGCGCUGAGCGGUGCGUUGCGGGGAGACGCUGAAAAUGAAGCCGAAAUCAGCCGCGAGCGAGAGAAGCUCUGGUUCAAGGAGAGCAGCGCCAAAAACCUGAGAAAUCGCGACUUUUUGUCACCUAACACGGUUCUGACGACGUUGUACGCGGGUGGAGAGGUCCCCUCUGAUGUUGUCAGUGGUAUUCGCUCUCUUCGUGGCAGCGGUGUUUUGCCGAUAGGAGCAACUGAGGUGACAGCAGAAGGGCUGCGCGUGUGUGUGGAUCGCUGCACAGCAUUCAGACAUGUUUUAUGUGAAAUACAGCCAUAUCUGAGACCUGCUGCUCAGAGACAGGGCUGUGUCCUCAUCAACUGCCCUGCCCUCCACACCAAACAAGCCGUGCCGUCUCCCGAUACACUAGCUCUGGGGCAGCUACGAACCAUUCUCAUUGCUGACCACCUCGGGGCACAGCUCAGAAGACAAGGGUACACUGUGUCCUUUUGUCCAGCCUUGCCGCAGGAGAGUGACAUUGUCAACUUCCUGAAAACACUAGGCAUUGAUUGGCCGACAGUCCCUGUCAGCUGGACCAAUGAGGACAGGGAGGAGAAGAUGAAAAAAGCUUUAGAGAACUCAACCUACAGAGACAGAGAAAUGGAGAGGGGAAAGAGGAGAAGCAGAGGAGAGGAAAUAGAGGGAGAGAAAAGAGGGAUAAAAGAGGAAGUUAGGAUAAACCUUAAACAAGUGGUACAGGACGAGAACCUUCAGGGUUAUGAUCCCAGUCUUGGCACUUGCACAGUGCAGAAAGAAGCUUUGUGUCAUCUGGCCCAGUUGGACAGCGCAACCGCAGAUUUCCCUGUCUGUACGGCAAUAGCCCUGCAUGUCACUUCCUGUCAGGAUGAGUUUCGUCAGCAGCAAACAGCCAUGCUGUGGAGAGCAACGGGUGCAACGGCAGUGCAGAGAUUAGUGAUUUGUGGUCCUGUUAAAACUCCUGGCGUUCAAAUGAAUGCAGCUCAGUAUCUUCAGUUAAGAAAAGCUCAGAUGAAAGAGGCCUCAGAAAUGAAGUAUGGAGACCAAGUUGAAGGUCAGACAUGGGAUGACAUCAUUAGAGUCAUGACCUCGGCCACCGUGAGGUUUGAACUGCUGUCCACGGUGCACACAAGUCCGGUGACCUUAGAUGUGCAGCGGGACAGUGGUGUGUCCACAAAGGGCCCCAGGGGUGGAGUCUUUGUCAUGUAUAACUGCGCUCGUCUUCACACACUCUUCAGCAGCUACGAGAAAGGGGUGGAGCAAGGUCUUUAUCCAGAAAUCCCUGGAGGCACAGAGCUGGACUUUACUGCCCUGAAAGAGGAGGGGGAGUGGCUUCUUCUCUUCAAUUACCUCAUUCCAUUCUCUGAGCUGCUUGACCAAUCAGGACAGAUCCUGGAGCAUGAAGGGGGUGGAGCCAGAGUUAAUUUAAGAACAGAACAGGUGUGCAGAUUCUUGGUGUCUCUCAGUAAAGAUUUUAGUUCCUACUACAACAGAGUUCACGUACUUGGGGGCUUGUUAGGCUGUCAGUCAUCACUUCUGGGCAUCUCUUCCUUGAAGACAAAAGAGGGAGGAGAGAUGAAAAAGGGCAGAGAGAGAAGAAAAGGAGACUAGUACGUGAAAGGAGUUCAAAGGAUGAAGGAGAGUACGCAGUGUAAUCGCUACAAGCAAAACUGCUGUUUUUUCAAGAGGUGUGUGUGAGAGCGAGAUGAAUGAAUGAGGUCAGAAGUGCCCAUGGGAAUUGAAUGAUUUUUGUAGUUGUCAAGGAUAGGAGGAGAGAGAGGGAGAAAAAGGUGGGUGGAGGAGGGGUGGAGAUGAUAGAGGAGAAUGAUAUUGAUGUAUGUUGUUCUUGUUGACUGGUGUGGAGCCCUAGACAGGAAAUAACAGUGUGAAGUGGGUGUGGUUUGUGGAGUGCUGGGAAAUGACACAUGGAGAUAGAUUGUUACUAUAUCUGUGAGUGUCGCUCUAGUAGAGAAAAUUCUUUUGUAACAGUGGCCCCUUAUUUGCAGCUUUAGCUAGACUGGGUUUUGUUUUUUACUUCGAGCAAAUGCAGGGUCCAAAAUGAACACUCAACAAGCACCAGAUAGAAGUAAAAAUGGGCUUUUGUGAGUAUCUAAAAUAGAGGAUCUCGCCAGUUGGCUAGUAACUUUAUUAUUAGUUCCUAAUCCAUUUUAAUCCCUGUUCUCUUUCAGUCUGAGCUCAACUAACAGGCUUCCAGGAAAUCUGAAUUCAGUUCAAACAUUCUGUUCACACCCGAACAGGAUUAGGUCUGAUUUAUUUCAGGGUCGAGUCGAUUCAUGCCCUUCAGCUGCUGACUGAAGCGUGUUCAAAACGGCUUACAUUGAAUUCUACUAAUUAUUCUCUGAACCUUGCUGAUGUAAACUCAAAUCAAAGACUCACAUGUCUUUAAAUGACUUUUACCUCAAUGGAAAAUUUAACUGAGAGACAAUGACCCUCUUGUCUUGUAUAUGAUACAGCAAGUGACACAGUGACCUGCACUAAAUGAUUCCACUGUAAUACAGUACAAUAUGCACUAGAAAUUCCAUUUCAAAUAAAUGCUGUUCUUUUUAACUUUCUUUUCAUCAAAUUAUCCUGAAAAAAGUAUCACAAUUUC
This is a messenger RNA of Megalobrama amblycephala (Wuchang bream), 2977 nucleotides long. It is a transcript of the gene dalrd3, whose product is annotated as DALR anticodon binding domain containing 3. The transcript has 13 exons. The record is from RefSeq and is a predicted model, not a curated record. Bases 319 to 1977 code for a protein of 552 amino acids. Gene Ontology annotation, molecular function: tRNA binding; ATP binding; arginine-tRNA ligase activity. Gene Ontology annotation, biological process: arginyl-tRNA aminoacylation; tRNA C3-cytosine methylation. Lineage: Eukaryota; Metazoa; Chordata; Actinopteri; Cypriniformes; Xenocyprididae.